Messenger RNA from Spodoptera frugiperda (fall armyworm), 700 nucleotides. RefSeq lists its product as uncharacterized. The transcript is spliced from 5 exons. Gene Ontology annotation, molecular function: odorant binding. Bases 68 to 616 code for a protein of 182 amino acids. NCBI's taxonomy places the organism in Eukaryota, Metazoa, Arthropoda, Insecta, Lepidoptera, Noctuidae. The record is from RefSeq and is a predicted model, not a curated record.
UAAACCCAGCUGGCCCGUUCAUUCAUACUUCAUUCCGUUUUCUACCACGGAACUGAAAACUAGAACAAUGCUGGUAAUAAACGUCAUGAGCUGUCUCUUGCCAUUGGCCAUGGGGCUAAGAAUAGAACGGUCGUCCGGCACGUUAGUUGAUUUUACUGAUCCCAAAGUUCAAGGUCACCUGGAUGCUCUGGUCCGCAUGGCACAGUCCUGCGUCAUAAAAGUCCGAGCAACUCCUAAGGAUGUGAGAGCAUACUUCACCAACUCCUCACCAGUCGCCAGGUCUGGGCAGUGCUUUGCUGCCUGCAUGUUGGAACAGAGUGACGUCAUCAAUCAUGGGAAGGUGAACAGAGACCUACUAGUCCACCUCGCAAGCCUGGUCAAUGGCAAGAGCUCCCGCGUGGUUCGCAAGCUCAACACCGUCUCCCGACUGUGCCUGGACAGUAUCGACGGCAUGUCGGACAGAUGUCAGCUGGCUUCGACCUAUAAUGACUGUCUCAAUGAGAACAUGAUUGAAUUCGCUUUCCCCUUGGACAUAGCUGAGGAAGCUGUCAGGAAAAUGCCUUUCCAUCUCAUACAACCGAAUUUACCACAAGAGAUAAGAGCGACCCCAUACUAAGAAAACAGCUAAGUAAACAUUAUAAGUAUCAAUUAUUAAGUAGACUUAUUCAAUUUUAUAUUUUUAUAAAUUCUUGAUAAGUGC